GCAUUGCCCGCCGAGCGAAGCACGCUGUUUGCUCUGUUUCAGAGCAGGAUGGGUUCGUUUAUUUUAUACCAAAUUUUUUCAUCUGGACACAUGGCUUUACACGGUGCGAUUAGCCAUACGCAGAACAACGCAAAGAUCGAAGAGUUGGUGCAUGCGGCCGCGUAUGUGGCGUUCGGCACUCCAGCCCUACGCGAUCGCAGGCUUGCUCUUGGCCGCCACGAUGCCCGCAUCCAAGAAUCAGUAAGAACACGGGCAAGGAAUAAAUCACGACUAGAUAUGCAACACCCACCACCAAAAGGCGUCUAUCGCAAAGCUGCAUUCCUCCUGCUGCUCCAGUCGCGUCGGCAAGAUCCACGCGAUCCUGCCGAUCUCCACGCCAACUUUUCCUGUUCCUGACGCCAAUGGCUAAUCAAAGCUGGUCUGAACGUGGUGGCUGGCAACCACCCAGCCAUCGCUCAACCACAGCAUUUUUCGACGACAGCACAUAUAUAUGGCGACUUUGGUCGCGUCGAACCGAGCGAUUUUCCAUUUACUCCAAAGACUUCGGCAGUGCAUCCUGACACUGUACUCCUUCUCUACCUGUUGGUGUCCGACUCACCUGUGUGCUCGCGCCCCUGACCCCAGGGUGACAGUGUUUCACACUUCCCCACAUUCACCUUGUCUAUAGAGUGCAUUAUCACCAGGCUCGUCCAAUCGACGUCGCCCAAAGCCUUCGUUACCGCUAACAUGGCACACGCGGCUGCUUCGGCAGACUCUCGCGCCAUUCCUCAUUCUCAUGCGAACGCCUGCAGGAGUUCAUCUCCCUCGUCGCGAUCUUCGAGCCCAAGGUUUAACAUCGCAGACUUCGAGCGCUCAACUCGACUGCCACAUUCUGCGCUGACGGCCGCCUCCUCAAGGGAGACGUCGUAUGCUUCGCAGGCGAACAUCGACGACUUGGAUUUUGCCAGCAGCAGCACCACUACAACCCCCGCAUCUGCGAGCACCGCGCUUGGCCGUACCUACGCCAAGGGUCUGAACUCUUCCUUCCUCAAGCGAUCGGCGUCGAAGCUGCUACAACGCCGUCUAUCGACCUCGAACCUGCCCAUCACGCCUCCGGCUUCGCAGCCCGGCUCCGGAGCCAGCUCGCCCACGAAGUCUCUGGCCAGCUUCGUUACCGGCGACAGCAGCAACACUUCCAACACAUUAUCCAGCAGCGCUAGCAAAGCCAGUGUUAGAGCGCGCAGUGCUUCGCGCGUCAUCUUUGACAACUACUUCAACGGAGAUUCGAACAGAGUGCAUAUCGGUGUCCUAUCUCCACAGCAGCACGCGCGAACCUAUUCCGUGCCUGUAGCUCCGUCGUUCUCCCGUGAGACGCUUCCCGCUCACGAGGACGGCUACGAGCCGGAUUGCGAGACAAAUAUGAGUACAUCUUCUUAUACUCGCUCUCCACCGAGGAUCCGCCCGCGUAGGAGUCCCACCGCGGAGAGUGGCUCCUCGACUACGUACGCCGGCAAGAUUGGCGCCUGGUGGAACAGCACCAAACAGGCAACCCUUGCACCUAAGUCGUCCACUUCGGCUUCGUCCGCACCAUCUGCAGCGCAGGACCCCGCGGCCGAUGACCCACUGCUCAGCCUGUCCGUCACGCAGGCUCUUUUCCCCCACGGCCCUGUCGACCCCCUCAAUCCGAGCUCCUUCAACGACCUACUAACUGCGGCCGAGGCAGUUAUAUCCACAUAUCAGAAUGCAUAUGCGCAGCGCGUUGCGGAAUUGUCCUUUCUCCGUUCUGAGACAGCGCUCAAACAAGAUGAGCUUGAGGAGUGUGAGACCCGGGCGCAACACUUGAAGAUGCAGCUCGUGGACUUGAGCGAGCAGUGCAACGCGCAGAAGGAGAAGGCAGACCUGCUUGAGGGUAUGUUAAGAGAUAGGGAAAGCGAGGCCGCGUCGUCGGCGGCCGUGGCGCCGGACGGCACGGCGAUCUGCCAGUGUGGGAGCAGAAUCAGACUGAGUGAGCAGGAAGAAGGUAAAGCAAGCAGGCAGCGGAGGGGGCCAAGUAGUCGGGCAGGUAGCGAUUCCGGUUUUGAAAGUGAUGGCGACAGCGUGUUCUCUGCCCAUAACGAACACCAGAACGAUACGGCGGCGACGGCUAAGGGCAAAAUGCUUCGACAAUCACCACAUUCUAGUCUCCACAUUGCUAAUUACACAUCGCAUCCUGCGUAUUCGAGCAGCGGCAAUAGCGAUCUGCGACGCGAGAACGAAUUACUGCGAGCGAGGGUUUUGGAACUCGAGAGUGCCGUAGAGGGCUGUUUGGGCAUGCUGUCGAACCCGCUUGCACUGUAGAGAACAGGAGUCUUCUUUCUCUUUCUUUUCUCCCGCGUUAAGUGUAGGCUGGGAAUUUUCUGAGAAAUUGCAUAUACCCCCCAAAAUCAAAGGUCAAGGGCUUUAUAGACAUGUGUAUAAACCGGGAAUCAAAAUAUCUUGCCAUGCUACAGCCAUGUUCUUCUCAUCUUUUCUUCUCAUGCUGUGAACUUUUGGGCGAUGAGGAGCUUUGUUUCUUGGGUAGAAGGAGUAACAUUCGGUGAAAGUCAACCUUUUGGCAAGGGGAAAGGGAUAUACAUCGCUUUUCGGACAUAAGAACUCAUUGCCUUUGGGAAGAUUGCUAAAUUGUUACGCUCAGGAGAAUUUCGGGACCAUGUCACAAAGCUGUUUUGACAGAGUCCCAUCCGAGUAAUCGUAUGGAGAAACGGAAACACAAUGCUUUUGUUGUCAC
This is a messenger RNA of Verruconis gallopava, 2746 nucleotides long. RefSeq lists its product as uncharacterized. Bases 727 to 2316 code for a protein of 529 amino acids. The transcript has a single exon. NCBI's taxonomy places the organism in Eukaryota, Fungi, Ascomycota, Dothideomycetes, Venturiales, Sympoventuriaceae. The record is from RefSeq and is a predicted model, not a curated record.